Pseudoliparis swirei is the source of this 1315-nucleotide messenger RNA. It is a transcript of the gene paqr4b, whose product is annotated as progestin and adipoQ receptor family member IVb. The coding region runs from base 162 to 980 and encodes 272 amino acids. Gene Ontology annotation, cellular component: membrane. Gene Ontology annotation, molecular function: signaling receptor activity. The transcript is spliced from 3 exons. The record is from RefSeq and is a predicted model, not a curated record. NCBI's taxonomy places the organism in Eukaryota, Metazoa, Chordata, Actinopteri, Perciformes, Liparidae.
GUUACACCUGUCCAAUGAUGGACUUCACGGAGCACAUUUUCCGGCUACCUGUGGGCACGACUGUGCCUCCAGAGUCCUGAGCGUGGACUCGCUUAGGAUCUAAAGGGUGAGGGGCCUCCACUGUCCACUACAUGUGAGGGCACCGGCUGCAGGGAGUUGAGAUGGUGCUUUACAAAGGGCCGCGGCUGUUGGAUUUAGCGAAGACCGCUCGACACCUUCAGUUCAACAAAUACGUCCUGACGGGUUACCGGCCGGUGGCCACGGCUCCGGAAUGCCUCGGGAGUCUCUUCUACAUGCACAAUGAGCUGGGCAACAUUUACACCCAUGGUGUCCCUUUUUUCCUUUUCUUGGUGCUGCUGCCUUUCAGCAUCCCCUGGAUGGAGGUGGACAGCGUCUGGCUGUGUGUGGUCCACUACCUGGCCUGCCUCUGCCCCACCGUGGGCUCGGUGGUGUACCAUGUGUUCAUGAACCACGUGGGAGGAGAGCAUGUGUACGACACCCUGCUGUCCCUCGACAUGUUCGGGGUCUGCCUCGUUAACACCCUGGGUGCACUUCCCAUCAUACACAUCACUCUCCUGUGCUACCCAGCCACGCGACAGACCGCCUUGCUGGCCUACAUCCUCUUGUCGGCCUACGGCAUCUACUCGGCCACCACGGCCCGAACCAACAUCCUGCGCCUGCAAGCGUUCCUCUGGCAGGCCGGCUUCCGCUUCAGCCUCUUCCUGUUCCGGGUGUUCGGCAGCGGCGCCGGCAGCCCCAACUCCCUGCGCCUCUUCGUCACCAUGGACUCUCUGGCUGUGCUGGGCGGGCUGGUCAACAUCAUCCAGAUCCCCGAGCGCUUCGUCCCCGGCCUGUUUGACAACUGGGGCAACAGCCACCAGAUAAUGCACGUCAUGGUGAUCUGCUCAAUCGUCUACCUGCACUGGGGCACCCUGGAGGACCUGGCCUGGAUGAAGACCUACCAGUGCCCUGCCGAGUGAGGCAGAGCGCACGCGUGUAAAUGCACCCACGGCUACGCGGGUCGAAACGAGGCCGGGGGCGUGAAGUACGCCGAGAGGUCAAAGGCACUUUAGGCGUAGCUGCUGAGAUUCUUCAUAUGGGAAGUUCGCAAAUUUGACAUUUUGCCCGAGCAGAAUAAGAGGAACCGACAGUGUUGAAACUGUGGACCUCAAAGAACAAUAUACCACAUAAAAAAUCCUGAGCAUACUUGAUUUUUAGUUUGUUGAAAUGCAGUAGUUUUGGGUCGCAUCACCCAUAACCAAAAUAGCUUUUAAAUUGAAAUUGACAAAUGUAUUUAAUAAAUUAUAUAUUUUUA